GACAAUUCUAAUAAAACGAUUAUGGAAAAAAUGUACUUGCUGAUCAAAUAUUUAUUACUGUACAAAAUGGGACAUUAUCACUAUGGCCCCGGACAUCCCAUGAAACCUCAACGUAUUUCCGUUGUGCACAGUUUGCUGUUAAGCUAUGGUUUGCAUAAAUUCAUGAAAGUAAAUGCUAUCGAUAUGUGUCGCUUUCAUGCAGAGGAGUACGUAAACUUUCUUCAGCGUAUAACACCGUUGAACGCCGCACAGUACUGUCAUUACUUUAGUCAGUUCAACAUCGGCGAUGACUGUCCUGUCUUCGAUGGAGUCUUUGAAUUCUGUUCAUUGUACACCGGAGCUUCUUUAAACUGUGCGCAUCAGCUAAAUCAGGGACGCUGUGACAUCGCCAUAAAUUGGUCAGGCGGUUUACACCAUGCGAAAAAAUCAGAGGCGUCUGGAUUCUGCUACAUCAACGACAUCGUUAUCGCAACGUUGGAGUUACUGAAGUACCACCCUCGAGUGUUGUACGUCGACAUCGACAUUCACCACGGCGACGGUGUGCAGGAGGCGUUCUAUUUGACCGAUCGAGUCAUGACGCUCUCCUUUCAUAAGUUCGGAAGCUACUUUUUUCCAGGCACCGGUGACAUGUAUGAAACCGGCGCUGAUACAGGCAAGUACUAUGCUGUUAACGUACCGUUGUUAGAAGGAAUCGAUGACCAAAGCUACCACUCGAUCUUCCAACCAGUCGUCAAGGCCGUCAUAGACUGGUACCAGCCGACGUGCAUUGUCAUGCAGUGUGGUGCUGAUUCACUGGGGCUCGACCGACUUGGUUGCUUCAAUUUGAGCUUCAAAGGUCAUGGUGAAUGCGUACGCUUUGUCAAGAAGUUUAACAUUCCAAUGCUGGUCGUUGGUGGAGGCGGUUACACGGUUCGUAAUGUUGCGCGUUGCUGGACAUAUGAAACUUCCGUGCUGUUGGAUCAGGAAAUUCCAAACGACAUUCCAGAUACUACAGAAUACUGGGAAUUCUUCGCUCCUGACUUUGCUCUUUGUCCUGAGUUGCCCAGACGUCAAGGAAAUCAAAAUUCAAAGGAGGUAAAAAUUUACUUGAUUUUAUAUGUUGUUUUUUGUCAUUUUCGUCCGAGGCUAACAGGGCUUAGGCAGCAGAAUAACCAAGAUUUUUGA
Messenger RNA from Soboliphyme baturini, 1164 nucleotides. The record is from the annotation of a GenBank genome assembly. NCBI's taxonomy places the organism in Eukaryota, Metazoa, Nematoda, Enoplea, Dioctophymatida, Soboliphymatidae.